This is a messenger RNA of Cuscuta campestris, 3903 nucleotides long. The record is from the annotation of a GenBank genome assembly. Lineage: Eukaryota; Viridiplantae; Streptophyta; Magnoliopsida; Solanales; Convolvulaceae.
GUUCGUUUUUUCCCCUACCCCUACCUUUUUCUUUCAAUCUUUCUUCCGAUAUCUUGUUGAAAGCGUUCGGAAGAACACCAGUCUUAAGCUAAACCUUCUGCUACGAAUUUCUUCCACAGUGAGGCUAUAUACAGUUGAUUUUCCACCGUCAUUUUUCAAAAAUCACUUGGUAAAACGGUAAAACCUCCCUACUUUCCCAAAUCCCAACUCUUCGCUACACCAUGAUGAGGUUUUUCGGACGGUCACCGACCGCUGUGGAAUCGCCGCAGUCGGCAUCUCCGUCGAAUUCACCGUUGCCGCCGUAUCCGCAACCCUCCGUCAACACUGCGGCAGGACCGGCCAGGCCUAUUCGGUUUGUGUAUUGCGACGAGAAAGGAAAAUUUCAGAUUGAUCGGGAGGCCCUUUCUGUGCUCCAGCUGGUUAAAGAGCCCGUUGGGGUUGUCUCCGUCUGUGGGCGCGCCCGGCAAGGCAAGAGCUACAUACUAAAUCAGCUUCUUGGGAGAAGUAGUGGAUUUCAAGUGGCAUCAACUCAUCGUCCGUGUACCAAAGGUCUUUGGUUGUGGAGUGCACCUUUAAAGCGAACUGCUCUUGAUGGAACAGAGUAUAACCUUUUGCUGAUUGACACUGAAGGAAUCGAUGCAUAUGAUCAAACAGGAACUUAUAGCGCUCAAAUAUUUUCAUUGGCAGUCCUCCUAUCAAGCAUGUUCAUUUACAAUCAGAUGGGUGGUAUCGAUGAAGCUGCUCUUGAUCGGCUCUCGCUUGUCACUGAAAUGACUAAACAUAUUAGGGUCAGAGCAUCUGGAGGAAGGAAUACAGCAUCUGAACUUGGACAGUUCUCACCCAUUUUUGUCUGGCUGCUUAGAGAUUUUUACUUGGACUUAACUGAGGAUAAUAGGAAAAUAACACCACGAGAUUACUUGGAGCUUGCAUUGAGACCAGUUCAAGGUGGUGGUAGAGAUGUAGCAUCCAAGAAUGAGAUUAGAGAGUCAAUUCGUGCUCUUUUUCCUGACAGAGAGUGCUUUACUCUUGUGAGACCUUUGAGCAAUGAAACCGAGUUGCAAAAGCUUGAUCAAAUAUCUUUAGAUAAACUCCGGCCAGAAUUUAAAGCAGGUCUUGAUGCGUUGACAAGAUUUGUCUUUGAGAGGACCAGGGCCAAACAAGUCGGUGCAACAGUAAUGACAGGACCCAUCUUUGCCCAAAUUACUCAGUCUUUUCUCGAUGCACUAAAUAAUGGUGCUGUGCCGACAAUUACAUCUUCAUGGCAGAGUGUUGAGGAAGCUGAGUGUCAAAGAGCCUAUGACCUAGGUGCUGAGGCAUACAUGUCUUCUUUCAAUCGGUCCACACCUCCUGAGGAAGCUGCACUGAGAGAAGCACAUGAAGAUGCGGUCCAAAAGUCAAUGGCUGCAUUUAAUGCUACUGCUGUAGGGGCUGGAUCAAUCAGGCAAAAGUAUGAUAAGCGUCUUCAGAGCUUCAUCAAAAGGGCAUUCGAGCCACCUGAGCUACUUCAUGCACUGAGUGCUUGUUUUUUCCUAGAAAUGGUCAUCAAACUCCACCUCGAUGUUCACUUGUGGAUUAUCGAUUUNUCAAAUGCCAUACAAGACAUGGAAAAGGAACUCAGAAUGGCUUGUCAUGUUCCUGAUGCAAAAAUAGACGCUGUACUUAAAGUGCUUGAUCGUCUAGUAUCAAAUUAUGAAGCUUCAACUCAUGGUCCAGAAAAAUGGAGAAAACUUAUUGUUUUCUUACAGCAGAGUCUGGAAGGCCCUCUGUUAGAUCUCACCAACAAACAAAUAGACCAAAUCAGAUCAGAGAAGACUUCUCUUGCACUGAAGUGCCGUUCCAUUGAGGAUCGAAUGAGUUUGAUGAACAAACAGUUGGAAGCCAGCGAGAAGUACAAGUCUGAAUAUCUGAAGCGCUAUGAGGACGCCAUCAAUGACAAGAAGAAAAUUUCAGAUGAUUACAUGAGCCGUAUAACCACCUUGCAGAGCAGUUGCAGUUCGUUGGAGGAGAGAUGUUUCAGCUUGUCAAAAACGGUGGAUUCUGCCAAGCAGGAGUCUUUGGAAUGGAAAAGAAAGUAUGAGACAGUGUUGUCAAAGCUCAAGGCUGAAGAAGAUCAGGCAAAUGCAGAGAUUGCAAUUCUCCGGUCGAGAACAUCAGCUGCUGAAGCAAGAGUCGCUGCUGCUAAAGAACAAUCUCAAUCUGCUCAAGAAGAGGCCGAUGAGUGGAAGCGAAAAUUUGAUAGUGCUGCUAGGGAUGCAAAAAAUGCUCUUGAGAAGGCAGCGCUUGUCCAAGAGCGUACCAACAAGCAAACCCAUGCUAGGGAAGAGGCUUUGAGGAAAGAAUUUUCCCUUACCCUGGCUAAGAAGGAUGAUGAAGUUAAGGAUAAGGCGUCAAAGCUUGAAAAGGCAGAGCAACACUUGGCAACUCUCAGUGUGCAACUGAAGGCUGCCGAAUCGAAGAUAAAGAACUAUGAUGUUGAAGUUUCAUCAUUGAAGCAUGAAAUAAAGAAUCUGGGUGAGAGGAUAGAGAACAUCAGUGCAUCUGCACAGUCAUUUGAAAGAGAGGCUCGAAUUCUGGAACAAGAGAAACUCCACUUGGAACAGAAGUACCAAACGGAGUUUGAGAGGUUCGAGGAUGUCCAGAAACGGUGCAAAUCUGCCGAGACAGAGGCAAAGAGAGCAACCGAACUCGCAGACAAGGCGAGAUCCGAAGCUGCCAUGGCCCACAAGGAGCGGAGCGACAUCCAACAGAUAGCAAUGGAGAGGUUGGCUAAGCUGGAGAGGGCUGAUAGGCAUGUAGAGAACCUGAAAAGGGAGAUAUCUGACCUGACCCAGGAGGUGGUCAGGCACCGGUCAGCCGAAGAGGAUGCCCUGUCAAAGGUCUCAAUCCUCGAGGCCAGAGUUGAAGAACGAGAAAAAGAGAUUGAAUCUCUACUGAAAUCAAACAAUGAACAGAGGGCCAGCACUGUUCAGGUUUUGGAGAGUUUGCUGGAGACCGAACGGGCUGCAAGGGCCGAAGCAAACAGCAGGGCAGAAGCUUUGUCUCUACAACUUCAAUCCACACAAGGAAAACUGGACCUUCUUCAGCAACAAAUGACAACAGUCCGAUUGAAUGAGUCAGCACUUGACAGUAAACUGAGAACCGGAAAACGGGGGAGAGGCAAUGAAACAGGGGGAGGAGUGGACUCAGUACAGGACACAAGGAGGGCUAGUAAGAGAGCGAAGAGCACUACUAGUCCUCUAAAGUUUGGGGGGUCCCCCCCAGACGACGAUGCUUCGGUUUACAGGGGGUCUGUUGAAGAGGACGAGAGCCCGCAGCAGACAGCCACGACAACUACAGAGGACUAUACCAAGUUCACUAUCCAGAAACUUAAACAAGAGCUUACCAAACACAACUUUGGUGCUGAGCUGCUCCAACUGAAGAACCCUAACAAGAAGGAUAUUGUUGCUCUUUAUGAGAGAUGUGUUCUCCAAAACAAGUGUUAGCCUUUCCUAUACUCUUUGUGUCUUCCUCUUCUUCUCUUCCUCUAACUAAUGUCCUUUUUUAUUUAGUUUUUUUUGUGGGUUAGUAUUUGCUGUUUUACUAUUGGCUCCAAGAUUGAUUGUGGGAACAUUAUAAUAUUAACUGCUGCCAUUAAUCUCAGAAGUGUAAUUUGCAGAAGAAGACAACUGAGAGAUGCAAUCUUGUAAUUUUGGUUUGUCUGUUUAUGGGCCAGCUGUUUUUGGAAAUAUUUGGAUAGACCAUUUGAAGAUUUCUUGUUCUUGGUGCGGUAUAUUUUAUGAAUGCAAGUUUUCUUUUCACAUUCUUUCUUUAAUUUGUGCUCUCUAAGUGGACAAGUUUCUUCAUUAACAUUCAACUGCCAUCCAAGUUUGUAUAAUUCUAGGAAAAUGAAAGUUAUUCAAACUC